AAUGGCCAACACGGAAACACCAAUAUAUUCCAGUCCAAAACCAGAAGCUCUGAGCUUUAAGGAUGAGUUCCAUAUGCGCCGAUUUUGCCUAGACCACGAAAAACCUCUGGAGUUUCUGUAUUCGCAAUGGCAGUCUAAACCAAAAAGUCUAGUCUUUCUUAUAUAUCGUUGGUUAUUUGCUGGCUUCUUCCUCGCAGGGGUAAUCAGUUGCAUUUACUUAUUUUUUUGGCACGGACAUUGGUUUGUUUACUUUACUAACUGGGGAUUUCUCAUGUGCGGCAUAACAAGUGCGACGAGUGCGAUAUUGCUCACUUUUUACCACUGUUCAUCGGAUUUUUGGUUACCUCCGAUCCCAGUAAUCAAGUUCUACUGGGCCUGCUACUGGAUCACCACAGUAGUGGAAUUUUUCAUUGGAAUCAUCUAUUGGGCUGUCGUAUUUCCCUUCCGGGAAACGCAUACUCAUAACAAAGAUGCGCUCGGUGGAGUGUAUUUGGUUUGGACACAUGGCUUGCCAACCAUAGUGUUUACCAUCGAUCACUUUUUGGUCGCCCAACCGGCACGUUUUCUUCAUUUCAUAUACCCCAUUGGAUUUUGCGUUCUCUACACUGUUUUCACCAUAGUGUACUUUUUCCUGGGGGGCCUCGACGCAAACGGUCGAUCCUAUAUAUACCAAGUUCUUAACUAUGAAAAGCCAUUAAUAGCUGCCGCGUCUGUAAUUCUGUCACAUAUGCUAGUAAUAUUGUUGUCUAGCUUACAGUACGGGGUAUAUAGAUUAAGAACCUGUUGCGCUCGCAAGUACUUCAAUGACCGCUGAAGUCACGGAUAAUGCUGAACGUGUUAAAGUUCAAAUCAAGGUUUAAGAUUCAAUUUUUGUGGUAAAAAUAAAUGCAUUAAGUAGCAGCUGUAGAAAAACUUGGCUGGUUCGUAAGCUUUUGUCUGU
Molecule: messenger RNA, 940 nt
Organism: Drosophila ananassae
Lineage: Eukaryota; Metazoa; Arthropoda; Insecta; Diptera; Drosophilidae
Product: protein rolling stone
Exons: 4
Coding region: 2-814 (270 amino acids)
Cellular component (GO): membrane
Source: RefSeq, a predicted model, not a curated record